AUGGAUGCCCUUCCUCCUGCUCUUCAGGCUCCAGUUGACUGUGGUCGACGCCUGCUGCCUGCUGUGCUAGAUGAAGUUGCCAUCACCGAUCCCGAGCGGGUCUUUGUCUCUGUUCCACGCAAUCCAGAGAACGUGUCGGCUGGCUUCCAAGAUAUCACUUAUGCUACCUUUGCCCAAGCCGUCAAUAAGUGUGCCUGGUGGCUACGGGACCGGGUGGGCAUGCCCAUCGAUCCUCAAACCAUUCUCUACAUUGGUCCUCUGGACAUCAGAUACAUCCUGAUCAUCAUAGCCGCCGCUAAGGCUGGUCACACAGCUUUCUUCAGUUCUCACCGUAAUAGCCUGGAUGCCCAUCUGUCUCUGGUAGAACGCAGUGGCUGCUCAGUUGCUCUGCGGCCAAAGCAGGCGCCAGCCGUCCUCGAUCAAAUCCUGAAGGCUCGAUCCAUGAAGGAGGUGGACAUGCCUGAGCUGGAUUUCUGGUUCACAGACCUGGACCAGGUCAAUCCUCUUCCUUUCACCCUAACCUGGGAGGAGGCUCGCUACAAAACCUUCUGCAUCCUACACACCUCCGGCUCGACCGGUAUCCCCAAGCCCGUCUUCGUUCCCUACGGUAGUCUGGCCAGCAACGACGCCCAUCAGCUCAUUCCCUCUCUCGGAGGGAAGCCCACCCUGAUGAACUACCUGAAGGGGAAGCGGUUCUUCCUAGCCCUGCCAGUCUUCCAUGCCGCUUGCUUGACAUUCGUCCUAGCAUUCAACAUAUUCUCCGGUGUGACUGUCGUCCUCCCGCCCCCAGGACCACUCACCUCCGACGUCGCCAACGAAGUCAUCACUUCCGCCAACCUCGACGGUGCGCUACUGGCACCAUCACUGAUCGUGGACCUAUACAACAACCCCAUCCAUCGCCAAAACCUCAUCAAGCACCUCAACCUUCUCUCCUAUGUCGGCGGCUCCCUCCCCAAAGCCGUCGGAGACGCCCUCUCAACCCAAGUCAAAUGCAUGUCCAUCAUGGGCACAUGCGAGACCCUACUCUUCCCGCUCGAGAUGAACGACGACCCAGCAGACUGGGAAUACGUAACCGUGAGCCCCUUCUUCGGACACGAAUUCCAAUCCAACCGUGACGGUCUAUCAGAGCUAGUCCUCCGCCGCCAACCCAACCACGAGCUCUUCCAGGGCGCUUUCUACACCUUCCCAGACAAGCAAGAGUACCGCUUCGGAGAUCUAUUCGCGCAACACCCCCACCGCCCAGAGUCCUGGGUAUUCCGGGCGCGAACAGACGAUAUUAUCGCUUUCACCACCGCCGAAAAGCUCAACCCCAUCACAAUGGAGAGCGUGAUUGUAGCCAGCCCCAAGGUCAAGUCCGCCGUUAUCGGCGGUCAAGGCCAAUUCCAGGCCUCGGUGUUGAUUGAGCCAUAUGACUAUCCGGCCUCACCCGCGGAAGAGGAACAAUACAUCCAAGAGAUAUGGCCGUAUAUCACCAAGGCGAAUCGUGGAUGUCCCGCUCACGGCCGCAUCAUGAAAGGCUUCGUCAUGCUCACUUCCCCGGAUAAGCCGCUUCCGCGCGCCGGUAAGGAUACCGUUCAGCGUCAUGCGGUUUUCAAGCUCUACGCUGCGGAAUGGCAGGCUCUGUAUGAUAGGAUGCGUCCUCAUGUCGCUGCCCCUGUCCCUACUUCUUCUUCUUCUUCUACUACUACUUCGUCAUCUCCCUCGCUCUCACCCUCUACCCCUCCUCUCCGUGCCGACUCCCCCACCCCCACAAGUAAAUCAGCAUCAGCCCUAACCACCGAAAUCGAAGAAGUCCUCCAACAACUCCUCCCUAAAGCCGUCGAGACAGCCGUCGAAAAAGCCAUGCAGGGCGUUCUCACUCGUCUUCUGACAGGUCUCACUACUGGUUCUGCGCCUGCUCUUUCCCCUCCUACAUCUCCCUCCUUAUCCUCCUCCUCUUCCCCCAAAGCAGACUCUGCCCAUAUCCCCAAACCCGACCUUAAAACCUUCAUUCACGCCCACCUCACAGAAACAUUAGAUCAGCAGCAAGCCUGGACCGACGACUCGGAUCUAUUCCAGUUUGGUCUCGAUUCGCUCAAGGUCAUCGAGUUGAUUGCGGAGGUGAAUAGGUUUCGGAAACAGUGGGAUCCGAAUGCUGCCCCGGUGGAUCAGAAGCUUAUUUAUGCGAAUCCGUCGGUGAAUCAGAUGGUUGGGGUUAUGAGUGGGUAG
Aspergillus vadensis CBS 113365 is the source of this 2208-nucleotide messenger RNA. RefSeq names its product thioester reductase domain-containing protein. The record is from RefSeq and is a predicted model, not a curated record. NCBI's taxonomy places the organism in Eukaryota, Fungi, Ascomycota, Eurotiomycetes, Eurotiales, Aspergillaceae. The transcript is spliced from 2 exons. The coding region runs from base 1 to 2208 and encodes 735 amino acids.